ACCAUAAAACAAAGUUGACUAAAAUACGUAAACAAAAGAAAAACUAAUAGUAGCAUAAUCAGCUCAAAUAAAAUAACUAUUAUAAGGAUGGUGUGUGGGGAAUGGUGUCGAUUCCAUUGAGGAAGAACCCAAAAAAAAAUUGUCACUAUUGUCACUCACUGACUUAGAAAAGGUUUAAAAUGAAGCUCUGGCAAACAAUUCAAAAUCCGCCAAUUCAGUGUUAUGUUUUGUAUAAGCAUUAUAAGAAAUGCUUCAAGCAAUUAGACUUCUGUGCCAUUUCGUAACUUGUCGUAGUGACAAUACUUAUUAUAAGACAUCCUUCAUAUUGCUGAGCGGCAUUCAUAUUGAUCGUUACUGUAACAAGAUCGGGUGGCGAACUACCAACGCAUGGAUGGCAGGCAACUUGGCUUGCAAGUUCUUCCUCGUGUUGCGGGCCUUCGGCCUUUACCUCUCCUCGAACAUACUCGUCUGUAUAUCGCUCGACCGGUUUUUUGCAGUCCUGUAUCCAUUGCGGUUGGCGGUCGCCAGGUCACGAAGUAAGACAAUGCUGUGCUUCGCGUGGUUCAUCGCCUUAUUUUGCAGCUUGCCACAGAGUCUCGUGUUCCGCGUGCUCCGGCACCCGGAGGUGCCCGAGUUCAAGCAGUGCGUGGCGUUCGACGCCUUCCCGAGCCACCGCCAGGAGCUCGCCUACAACGUGUUCUGCCUCUGCGCCAUGUACUUCCUACCGCUGCUCAUCAUCACAGUCUGCUAUGGGUGCAUUUUCUACGAGAUAUCUAAGAAUUCAAAGGAGAUAUCAGACAAAAACGUGUCAGACCACAGCCGCAUUCAAUUGCGUCGUUCAGACCGGCGGCCGCUGGCACGAGCGCGGCGGCGAACGCUGCGCAUGACCGUCACCAUCGUGGCCGUGUUCGCGUGCUGCUGGAUGCCGUACGCCACCAUGACUUUAUGGUACAUGGUGGACCGCCAAUCGGCCAAGCAUGUCUCGGCCCGGCUACAGGACCUAUUCUUCGUCAUGGCAGUGUCCAACUCAUGCAUGGAUCCUCUCGUCUACGGGACCUACGCGUUAAACCUAAAGGCCAUCUUCACAAAGACGUUUAAGAAAAUCUUCUGCAUACAUGCCGCUAGCAAUGAGAUCACACGAAUAUCAGCGCACGCAACUCUCAAGACUAAGCUGCCGACCCACGACUUGCAUCCUGCUCCAGCACAAUCCAGCAGUGUGCGUCGGCACAGGGUGCGCUUCCAGGAAACUUAUCUCGGCGGCCCUAGCGUCACGUCCGACCCCGUGCCAUGCUGGCGCGAGCACUCGGACGAGGACCGCAAAAUCAAACCGUCGAGAAGCUGCGAGGUGUUCACAUUGCAAACGCCAAGGGACUAUUAUUAAAUGUGCCAAUUUUACUAAAAUUCUAAACAAGACUGAAAAAGUAGCCAACAACAUGAACGGUGUGAUAAAAAA
Molecule: messenger RNA, 1453 nt
Organism: Cydia pomonella (codling moth)
Lineage: Eukaryota; Metazoa; Arthropoda; Insecta; Lepidoptera; Tortricidae
Gene: NGR-A28
Product: adipokinetic hormone/corazonin-related peptide receptor variant I-like
Exons: 8
Coding region: 248-1381 (377 amino acids)
Biological process (GO): G protein-coupled receptor signaling pathway
Cellular component (GO): membrane
Molecular function (GO): peptide binding; G protein-coupled receptor activity
Source: RefSeq, a predicted model, not a curated record